AUAGGAGAAAAAUUUGAAGUUGGAGGUCAGUCAUUGUGUCUAAAUUAUGUGAACAAAAUAAAAUAACAUUACAUGUUGAAGAAAGUUCUUUAGGAGGAGGUAAAAAGUCUGUAUUUUGAAAACUUAGAUAGUGAGUUGGCAAAAUGGAACAAUCCCUUAUUCAAAUCCUUAUUAUUGAUGAAUACUAGUAGCUGUCAUUUGAUAGAUAUUAUUGUCGUGGGGAGCAGAACUUGAAAGGAAUUGAAGUUGUGAAGUUCUCUUCUUGAUUUUGUUGAGGACUUGUUUUUGUGAACUAACUGAUCACAUGGUACUCUCUCUGGCGAUGACGCCGCGAAUUUUCCUCUGUUUUCUGGUUGUUUGGAUCCAUGUUCUUGCAAUAGUAGCAUGGACAAAUCCUCAAGAUUCUGCUUCUUUACAGUCUCUCAAGGAUUCAUGGCAGAAUGUUCCGCCCAAUUGGGAGGGAACAGAUCCCUGUGGAAGUCGUUGGGAAGGAGUUGGAUGCAGAAAUUCGCGAGUAAUUUCCAUAACUUUAUCAAGUAUGAGUUUGAGUGGACAGCUAUCUGGAGAUAUUCAAGAAUUAGCUGAAUUGGAGACUUUGGAUCUAUCAUACAACAAGGAUUUGAAAGGAUCUCUUCCUCAGUCUAUUGGAAAAUUGACAAAGCUAUCAAAUUUGAUCCUUGUUGGUUGUAGUUUUUCUGGACCAAUACCGGACUCUAUAGGAUCUCUGACCCGGCUGGUUUUUCUAUCUUUGAACUCUAACGGCUUUACUGGAGAAAUACCUCCUACCAUUGGCUAUUUGACAGAGCUUUAUUGGCUGGAUUUAGCUGACAAUAGGCUUACAGGAACAAUUCCAGUCUCUAGUGGGAGCAAACCUGGUCUUGAUUUGCUUGUUAAAACUAAACACUUUCACUUUGGGAAGAAUCAGCUAUCCGGUGAAAUUCCAGCUCGUCUUUUCCAUUCUAAUCUGACUCUGAUACAUCUGCUAAUCGAGAAUAACAAGUUUACUGGAAAAAUCCCGGAUACAUUAGGACUUGUCCAGACGAUGGAAGUGCUUCGUCUUGACAGGAAUUUAUUAAGUGGAUCUGUGCCACAAAAUCUCAACAAUCUCACACAUGUCAAUGAACUCCACAUAUCGAACAAUAAUUUGAAUGGUCUUUUGCCGAAUCUCACUGGCAUGAAUGUCCUCAACUACUUGGACACGAGCAAUAAUACAUUUAAUGCAUCAGACUUUCCAUCAUGGAUUCAAGAGCUGCAAUCUUUAACAACAUUGGUAAUGGAAAACACAGGGCUUGAGGGAUCAGUUCCAGCUAAACUUUUCAGCCUAUAUCAGUUGCAGACAGUCAUCUUGAGGAAUAACAAACUCAAUGGCUCACUUCAAAUUGAAAGGACAUAUAGCAACCAGUUGCAGCUCAUUGAUGUGCAGAGAAAUCUUAUCGAAUCAUUUACUCAAAAACCAGGAUAUCCCUUUCAGAUAAUGCUUGCAGGUAAUCCUUUCUGCAAUGAAGGAGGAGACGGAACAGAAGGUUACUGUACCAAAAGUCAACAAUCUGAGACGUAUUCAACCCCACCAGAUAAUUGCUUGCCAACUGAGUGCAGCUUUAAAAAUCAAAUUUCUAGUCCUACCUGUAAAUGUGCUUUUCCAUAUACGGGCAGCAUAUUCUUUAGAGCUCCUUCUUUUUCCAACUUGGGAAAUAGAACUAUUUAUGAGGGACUCCAAAAGUCUUUGUUGCUUUCAUUCCAAAAACGUCAACUGCCCGUGGACUCAGUUGCCCUCAGUAACCCAACCAAAAAUUUGGAUGACUACCUUGUAAUACACCUGCAAGUUUUUCCUUCUAGCCAAGAUUUUUUCAAUCGGACUGGAGUUUCCGGAAUAGGUUUUGUGCUCAGUAAUCAGACUUUCAAACCUCCGUCGUCAUUUGGACCUUUCUUCUUCAUUGGUGAAGGCUAUAAAUACUUCGAUGGGGCAUCUGUAGAAUCAAAGAAAUCUAGUAGUACAGGCAUUAUCGUUGGAGCAGCAGUUGGUGGUUCUGUCCUUGCAAUUUUAGCACUAAUUGUUGGUAUUUAUGCUUUCCGGCAAAAGAAAAGAGCUGAAGAUGCUGCAAAGAGGAGCGAUCCUUUCGCAUCAUGGGACUCAAAUAAACAUAGUGGUGCUGUUCCACAGUUGACAGGAGCUAGAUUUUUCUCAUUUGAGGAGCUCAAAAAAUGGACAAAUAAUUUUUCAGAAACCAAUAACAUUGGUUUUGGUGGUUAUGGGAAGGUUUACAGAGGAACUCUUCCCAAUGGGGAAUUGGUUGCAAUUAAAAGAGCUUUACAAGGGUCUAUGCAGGGUGCACAUGAGUUUAAAAAUGAGAUAGAGCUUCUCUCAAGGGUUCAUCACAAGAAUGUCGUUGGCCUUGUUGGAUUUUGUUUCGAUCAAGCUGAACAGAUGCUGGUGUACGAGUAUAUUCCUAACGGCACCUUAAAAGACGGUCUUUCAGGCAAGACAGGGAUCAGGUUAGAUUGGAUGAGGAGACUGAAAAUAGCCGUGGGAGCAGCCAGGGGUUUGCAGUAUUUGCAUGACCUUGUCAAUCCUCCCAUCAUACACAGGGACAUCAAGUCCAACAAUAUUUUACUGGAUGAACGCUUAAACGCAAAAGUUGCUGAUUUUGGCCUGUCCAAGCUACUAGGUGACUCUGAAAGGGGUCACAUUACUACUCAAGUCAAAGGAACAAUGGGCUAUAUGGAUCCUGAAUAUUACAUGACAAACCAGCUGACUGAGAAGAGUGAUGUUUAUAGCUUUGGAGUAGUACUGCUGGAGAUAGUUACAGGAAAAGUUCCUAUUGAAAAAGGAAGAUAUAUUGUCAGGGAAGUGAAGACUGCAAUGGACAAGACAAAAGACAUGUAUAACCUUCAAGAAAUUUUGGAUCCUGCAGUUCACUCGAGUGCAAGUUCUAGAAGCUUAGAGAAGUUUGUGGAUCUGGCACUCAGGUGUGUUGAAGAAGAAGGAGUCAAUCGACCUACAAUGAGUGAAGUGGUGAAAGAGAUUGAAAAUAUUAUGGAGAUCGCAGGACUGAACCCGAAUGCAGAAUCUGCAUCUACUUCAGAAACCUAUGAAGGAGCAAACAAAGGUCACCAUCCGUAUACUGAUGAAAGUCUCUUUGUCUAUAGUGGGGCAUAUCCUCCUUCAAAGAUAGAGCCUAAGUAAGAUCAGUGCUUUAUUGGAUUUGCCCAAGCUUGUGGAAUUAGAUGGCACAUAACAUGCUUUGGCCUGUUAUGUGUGCUCAAAUUUAAGAGACUGCAGAAUGAUUCAAUUAAUUUUGUCAUUGGAGUAAAUUAUUGUAUCAACAGCACAACUAGAGAAAAUACUGAUAUUUUUUUUUUUUUUUUUGGAGAUAUUUAUUUUUACCUUCUGUAUAAAGUGUGUAAACUUUUUCUGAUCUCAAUUAGGUUGGUCAUUUGUAUAUGAGAAUAUAUAUAUAUUUUCAUCCUAAUAAAAAUUGUGCAUUCAAUUUUUCAGCUUUA
Lycium ferocissimum is the source of this 3501-nucleotide messenger RNA. RefSeq names its product leucine-rich repeat receptor protein kinase HPCA1. The transcript has 19 exons. Gene Ontology annotation, molecular function: ATP binding; protein kinase activity. The record is from RefSeq and is a predicted model, not a curated record. Gene Ontology annotation, biological process: protein phosphorylation. NCBI's taxonomy places the organism in Eukaryota, Viridiplantae, Streptophyta, Magnoliopsida, Solanales, Solanaceae. Bases 305 to 3184 code for a protein of 959 amino acids.